Anthostomella pinea is the source of this 1206-nucleotide messenger RNA. Lineage: Eukaryota; Fungi; Ascomycota; Sordariomycetes; Xylariales; Xylariaceae. The record is from the annotation of a GenBank genome assembly.
AUGGGGAAGACUCCAGAAUACCACCGCCUCUGGACCAUCCUGACAGUCCUCAUCUUCUCCCCGGUCUCUGUGCUCGCCCAGAACUACCCACUAGUCCCAGACUCGAGAUGUAACUGCUUCCGGACCAACACCACCACAUCCCACUACUUCAAAAACCACAAGUUCUUCGACUUCAGAGAUUUGUCCCAAUACGCCCGCGUGCCGGCUCCAAUAGUGACCGCCGAGGGCAGCGCCGCCGCCCCCGUCACAAACGCCUACUUCGAGGGCCCGGCAUGGACGAGCACCUGGUCCAUCCAGACCUGGAACAAUAGCGCGCAGCUGGGCGGCAGUGACUCGGACGGCGCGGCCACGGGCAGCGACGCGUCGGUGCUGAUGGUGAACUCGGCCAACAACAUCUACAUCCAGCACAACGACGAUUUGAACGCCAAGUCCAACACCUACAUGGUGCUGCGCACCGUCCGCCACGACAGCUUCCAGUCCGCGGCCGAGAUCGAUUCCGUCUCGGCCGACUACCAGUACCUAUCCAUCCGCAUGCUAGCGCGCACCCGCGGCGCACCGGGUGCCAUCACAGCCAUGUUCACCUACCACAGAGCCGACCAGCAGUCGCAGGUGCAGGAAUCCGACCUCGAGAUCCGCACCAGCGACCCCAAGUCCGCCAUCCACUACACGAACCAGCCGUCGUACAACGCCUCGGGCGCGGUCCCGCAGGCGACGCGCAACGUCAGCAGGCCGGGCGCCCUGGACUGGUCGCAGUGGCAUUACCACCGCAUGGACUGGGCGCCCGGGUCCAGCAGCUGGUUCGUCGACGGGCAGCUCGUGUCGUCGAUCCAGUUCCAGACGCCCAAGGACCUCAGUAGCGUCGUGUUCAACGCGUGGAGCGACGGCGGCACCUGGAGCGGCAACAUGAGCGUCAAUACCACUGCCGAGAUGCAGAUCCAGUGGAUCGAGCUCGUGUAUAACAACACGGAUACCACCAACACCACGUCUCCCGGCGCCCCUGCCAGGCGAGGAGUCACCGGCUUCCCAGCUUUCCCUGGCCAGCAGCUGCAGAACAAGCCGACAAACUCUUCCUCUUGCGCCAACGUCUGCAGCAUCGACCAGACAUCGAAAGUCGGCACCCCUGUCCUGAUCUCGCAGCCUCAGGCAGCUGACAUCCCGUCCUCGGCGCAGGCACCCAGAUCCCCGGCAGCGGCCAAAGUCCUGUAA